Molecule: messenger RNA, 1045 nt
Organism: Hymenoscyphus albidus
Lineage: Eukaryota; Fungi; Ascomycota; Leotiomycetes; Helotiales; Helotiaceae
Source: the annotation of a GenBank genome assembly
AUGGCAACGGUACGUCACGACCAACACAUGUCACGACAAGGCUGACUUCUGUAGAUGAACCUUGAGAAGUUCGCAACCUUUGCUGAGGAUAUCAGAAGAAAGAUCUUCCUCUUUUGCCUCCUACUCCUACCUUGCGAUGGCUCCGGCGGCAUUCUCCCUUUUCGAAAUCUCCUCCUCGCCCUUGUGACAGGCAUGAAUAGCGGAUCCCAACCCGCCUUCAUCAAGAGUUUGUACAAUCAAGCACGCGACAUCUACUACGAAAAAUACGAGUACUAUCUCGAUACGGCAGGAAAGCUUUACUGGAAGGCUUCUCUGCAUAAUUUCUUCGAGAAACUUCUGCAGUCCAAUGCUCGCAAGAUUGGCUCUUUGACCAUUGAUGUACCGUAAGUUUCAUGUCUCCUGUCAAAAAAACUGUUCAACCAAACUCAGGAAGAUGCUAACUUCGAUUCCCAGACAAUGCUAUCGCUGCAGCGUCAAACCUGGAGGGCAUGAUCGCAGCUCUUCUCGUCGCACCUCUGUAUUUCGUAGCUCUGCGUACCGUCGCAUCACUGGAAAUCGCCGCAAUAGCGGCUCUGUCCUUCAGCCCUGCGUAAAGCACUAUUAUAUCACGGCUCUCAUCACGGCUCUCGAAUAUUACCUCAAGAAGACCACCAGUACCAAUCUGAGCUGCCUCAGCAACCUCCGAGCCCUCACGAUUCAUUGCGCAGGUUCCUAUGCACCGUUAGCUGUACGACUCAUCAACACCAUCGCUCAAAACUCUCCCCUUUUAAAACGCGUCGUAUUGAUCAUUCCGCUGCCCUUUAAGGGCCAACGUCCCUCCCGCGCUAUUAUGAAGUUGAAUCAACACCACCAGAGAUUAGUCGCUACCAUCAAUGCCAAUUUUGUCGGCGCCGAGCUUGCUAAAUCUGAAAAGGUAGUGAAGGUUAUUUGGCGUGCCAAACCUCUUACUAAAGAAAUCUUGGUUUGGAAGGCGGAGGGAUUGCCAGCAAAUGGUCUGAAGCUCGUGACGGAGGACAAGCUGGUUUGGGAGGAGAAAUAUUUGUAG